CAGAUGCUCCGAGCAUCCCAUCCUCGCACCACGUGAUCGCCUCCCGUGUCCUUCACUAGUUCAUUCAGCAUGAUGGCUGCGGAUGCUGCGGAUGCUCACUGCUGCAUCCUGCAUCCGCACCGGCUCUCUCUGCUCCUCCUCGCCGCCACCCUCUCCUCUCUCCCGGCCCUGACGGCGGCGCUGCUCGGCGUCCGGCCCGAGGACACCCAGAGCGGGGACCUGUCCGUGCAGGACGGGAUCCUGAGGGCGAUCGAGGGGACGCGCUUCAUGCUGAGGGUCUACUACUCCGCGUCCCUGGCCACGGAGCAUCCCGACAGCCUCAACGCCAGCGGCAGACCGGACGCUGCCCCCGCCGCUCCGUGGAUCGCGUUCAUCGAGGAGCCCGGGGGGGACGGCGGCGAUGCGGACCCGCAGAGGAACCCGUGCGAGGAGGAGAACGCCCGGAGCUCCGACAUCGAGCUGCUGGGCUCCUUCAAAUCCACUUCGAGUCACAACUCAGUUUUGGUGGAGCUGCUCGCCAAAGACCUGCGCAGAGACGAGGUCAUCAAGUACUACUCCAUGUGCGCGUUCGACGGGGUGAAAUGGGAGCACUUCAGCACCAGAGACUUUUGGCUGGCGGUGGUGGAGAGACCUCCAGAGGCGGACGUGUGGCUCCAGGCGGGGGUCUCGGUGCUCCUGCUGGGGCUGUCGGCGCUCUGCAGCGGUCUGAACAUCAGCAUGCUGGCCCUGGACCCGGUGGAGCUGCGGGUCCUGCAGAACAGUGGCACCGAGAAAGAGCAGAAGUACGCACGGAAAAUCGAGUCGGUGCGUAAACACGGGAACUACAUCCUUUGCACUGUGGUGCUUGGCAAUGUUCUCACUAACACGUGCUUUGUAGUGUGGAUGUGUCAGAUUUUAGGAAUGACUGCUCUCUCCACUGCCUCGUGCACUUUGGGGAUUUUCUUUAUCGGUGAGAUUUUACCUCACUCCGUGGCUUCCAGGCACAGUCUGGCCAUCGCCUCCAAGACACUCUGUGCCACUCGCCUGCUGAUGUUGGUGUUCUUCCCCAUCGCGUACCCAGUCUCCAAGAUUCUGGACAUCAUGCUGCACCAGGAGAUCAGCAGCUUUUACACCAGAGAGAAGCUGGUGGCCAUGCUGCGUGUCACAGAUCCCUAUCACGACCUGGUCAAAGAGGAGCUCAACAUCAUCCAGGGAGCUCUGGAGCUCCGGACCAAGACCGUGGAGGACGUGCUGACCCCACUCUCAGACUGCUACAUGCUGUCCUCGGACGCCGUCCUGGACUUCUGCACUAUGUCCGAUGUGAUGCAGAGCGGGUUCACGCGCAUCCCGGUCUACGAGAACGAGAGAUCCAACAUCGUGGACAUCCUGUUUGUCAAGGACUUGGCCUUUGUGGAUCCUGAUGACUGCACGCCACUGAAAACAAUCACUCAGUUUUACAAGCAUCCCAUGCACUGCGUCUUCAGUGACACCAAGCUGGAUGUGAUGCUGGAGGAGUUCAAGAGAGGUAAAUCCCACCUGGCCGUGGUGCAGAGGGUGAACAGCGAAGGCGAGGGGGAUCCCUUCUAUGAAGUCAUGGGUAUCGUCACGCUGGAGGACGUCAUCGAGGAGAUCAUCAAAUCCGAGAUCGUGGACGAGACGGAUCUGUACACUGACAAUCGGACCAAAAGACGAGUGUCCAACCAUGAGAGGAAACAGCAGGAUUUCUCCAUUUUCAAACUGGCAGAACAUGAGCUAAAAGUGAAGAUCUCUCCCCAGCUGCUGCUCGCCACCCACCGCUUCCUGGCCACAGAGGUCGAGCCGUUCCGGUCUUGUCACCUGUCGGAGAAGAUCUUGCUGCGUCUCGUCAAGCACCCCAGCGUUGUGCAGGAACUGAAGUUCAACCCCAAGAGCAAACACGCUCCUCAGCACUACCUCUUUCAGAGAAACAAACCUGUGGACUACUUCAUCCUGAUCCUGCAGGGACGGGUGGAGGUGGAGAUCGGAAAGGAGGCGCUCCGGUUCGAGAAUGGAGCCUUUUCCUACUACGGCAUGCCGGCGCUCAUCCCACCCCUGCCUAUCGGUCCGAGGUACAGCUCCCGGAGCAGCGGCCUGAACCAGUCUGACUCUUUACUGAGUGGAGCCAGUGUGGGUCAGCUCUCCACGGGAGGGGGGGUCUAUCUACCCGACUACUCAGUCCGUCAGCUCUCAGACCUGCAGAUCAUCAAGAUCACCAGGAGCCACUACCAGAACGCCAUGAUGGCCACCAGGAUGGACAGCUCCCCUCAGACCCCGGACGCCAUGGAUCCGGACGCCAAAGGGAGACCAGCAGUCCCCGAGGCUCGCUCGCACAGCAUCGCCCUCCCUCUCACGCACACGCACACCCGGCUGGGGCUUGCACGCCUUGCACACCUCCACCCCCACGGUGGCCUUCGCAACACCUCCCAGCUCAACGAGAGGAACCGUAUCGUUCGCAGUAAAUCUGAUGGCCAGAGGAGUCCAAACGAUACAGUUUUCCUUCGCAUGGAUGAGAUUCCCUACAUCCAUGAGGACCGACCAGAGACCUAUGGAGAGAACGAUGUGCCUACAGAGUCUCAGCCGUCCACCUCUCCCUUCAUCAGCUCUCUGUCUCUGUCCAGCUCAGAAGAAAACCUGGGGAAGAAGCUGUUGCGUAAAUUGAGUAAGUGUGCGAUUCGUCACAAGCGCCGAUGUGACAGCUCGCCCACACGUGCCGUCAGAUGUGGAGAAAGUUUUCUCUCCGACAGCGCGGUGCUGGAUGAACAGUAUCUUAGCAACAGGUGAUGUGGGCCGUCUCUCUGAGCGUCCUGCUGCUUCCUCCAGAUGCAGCUGUCCUUGUUA
Molecule: messenger RNA, 2835 nt
Organism: Salarias fasciatus (jewelled blenny)
Lineage: Eukaryota; Metazoa; Chordata; Actinopteri; Blenniiformes; Blenniidae
Gene: cnnm1
Product: cyclin and CBS domain divalent metal cation transport mediator 1
Exons: 9
Coding region: 70-2778 (902 amino acids)
Biological process (GO): magnesium ion homeostasis; transport
Cellular component (GO): plasma membrane
Molecular function (GO): transmembrane transporter activity
Source: RefSeq, a predicted model, not a curated record